CCACGAGUAGUAGGAGUGUUAAGAGUAGCCGCGGAACACAGGUUGCACCGACUGGUGCCAGACUAAUCAUUUGACCUUCAGCGAACCAGAGGAUUUAUUUCUCAAAUCCAGACGCUUCAAACCCACCGGACUUGUAUAUGACACAUUUUUAUCGCGUUUGGUCGUUUUUUAAAUAAACAUAUUUAUUUGUUAACAAGAGGUGUCCACGUCCUUGAUUUUCUUGCCUCGCGGUUUGGAAAAACUAACACAUACUGAGUGGUUUCACCCAGGAAUGGAUACUGGAGUUGUCACUGAAAAGAAAAGGGUGAGCUCGGAGCGCAGGAAGGAGAAGUCCAGGGAUGCGGCGCGAAGUCGCAGGGGAAAGGAGUCUGAGGUGUUCUACGAGCUAGCACACCAGCUCCCCCUGCCACACAAUGUCAGCUCCCACCUGGACAAAGCCUCGAUCAUGAGGCUGACCAUCAGCUACCUGCGCAUGAGGAACCUGCUCAGCUCUGAUGAAGAAGAGAAGGAGAAUGAGGUGGAGAGUCAGCUUAAUAGCUUCUACCUGAAGGCCCUGGAGGGUUUCCUCAUGGUCCUCUCUGAGGAUGGAGACAUGGUUUAUCUCUCUGAGAAUGUCAGCAAGAGCAUGGGCCUCACACAGUUUGAUCUGACCGGUCACAGCAUCUUUGAAUUUUCACACCCGUGUGAUCAUGAGGAGUUGAGAGAAAUGCUAGUCCACAGGAUGGGAUCCAAAAAAAACAAGGAAAUGCAAAACACAGAGCGAAGCUUCUUCCUGCGUAUGAAGUGCACACUCACUAGCAGAGGGCGCACUGUCAAUAUCAAGUCUGCUACAUGGAAGGUGCUCCACUGCACAGGCCAUGUCCGUGUGCAAGAGCGCAGUGAGGAAUCUGGAGACUGUGGCUUUAAAGAACCCCCUCAGGCCUACCUUGUGCUUAUCUGUGAGCCCAUUCCUCAUCCCUCAAACAUCGAGGUUCCUCUGGACAGCAAGACCUUCCUCAGCCGCCACACUCUGGACAUGAAGUUCUCGUACUGUGAUGAAAGGAUCACAGAAUUAAUGGGAUAUGAGCCAGAUGAUCUGCUAAACAAGUCAGUGUAUGAAUACUAUCACGCCCUUGAUUCAGACCAUCUAACCAAGACACAUAACAACUUGUUUGCAAAGGGCCAGGCUACCACAGGCCAGUACCGCAUGCUGGCUAAGAAAGGUGGUUAUGUGUGGGUGGAAACUCAGGCCACCGUCAUCUACAACCCCAAGAAUUCCCAGCCACAGUGCAUUGUGUGUGUCAACUAUGUUCUCAGUGGCAUUGUGAAUGGGGACAUUGUCCUUUCUCUGCAGCAGACCGUGACAGAGCCACAAGUUAUGGAGAAAGAGAGCCAGGAGAUGGAAGAGGCAUCUGAGGUGGAUGUGCUCAAACUCUUCAGGCCGGAAGGCCUCAAGCAUUCAAUGGGGAGCUCUUCAGAACUGUAUGAUAUGUUAAAGGACAAAUCUGAGGACCUCGAUCGAUUGGCACCUGCAAUUGGAGACACCAUCAUCUCUCUUGACUUCAACAACUCAGAUUCUGAUGUGCAGCUGCUGAAGGAGGUGCCUCUCUACAAUGAUGUCAUGUUGCCCUCCAGCAGUGAGAAGCUGCCUAUGACUCUGUCUUGUCUGACCACCAGCGAGUCCAUCCCACCACUGACCAAAUUGGAGACAGCAGAGGACUUCCCUUUCAGCUCAGACUCACAGCGGGUUCCCGACUCUAACACACCUUCUACACCUGGACUUGGCUCCUCAGGGCCCAACUGUCCUAUGGAUUACUGUUUCCAAGUGGACUCAGAUAUCAGUUCUGAAUUUAAACUGGACCUGGUUGAGAAACUGUUUGCUAUUGAUACAGAGGCAAAGACCCCUUUUACCACACAGGACAUGGAGGAUCUUGAUCUGGAGAUGCUAGCUCCAUACAUCCCAAUGGAUGAUGACUUCCAGCUGCGCAUCCCCUCUCCCCUGGAUCCACUCCCGUCUGGCCCUCACUCUGUGUUGGCCAUGAGCUCCCUGUUCCAGCAUUUGCCCACCCCUGCAUCUCCAGAUUCUGCUUCCAACAGUGCUGUGAAGCAGGAGCCAUCGUCACGGUCACCUUCGCCCCUGCACCUGCUGCAGGAGGUGUGCAGUGCUCCGGUCUCACCCUUCAGUGGCAGCAGGGAGGCUUCCCCAGCACGUUCCCCCACCCCACAGGCAGGCAAACAGCUCAACAACAGAAUGCCUAUGGGGGAUCGAGAGCUGUCUCCAAAGAUUUUAGCCAUUCAGAAUGCCCAACGGAAGAGGAAGCUGGAGGAGGUGACAUCACUUUCUGAAGCCGUUGGACUGGGUGCUUUGCUUCAGAGAGUGGACAGUGCUAUUGAGUCUGGAAAGAGGGCCAAGGUUUUGGAGCUUAAAGGAUCAAGUGUGCUUGGGGGAAACAAAACUAUUCUCAUACUUCCCUCCGAUGUGGCAAGUCGUCUGUUGUCCAGUUCUCUAGAGAGCAGUGAUGGGCUGCCUCGGCUAACACGCUACGACUGCGAGGUCAAUGCUCCAGUUCAAGACCGCCAUCAUCUGCUCCAGGGAGAGGAGCUUCUGCGUGCUCUGGACCAAGUCAACUGAGCUCUGCUGUGUUUGGCUGUUCUAGACACUUCAUCCCUCUCUCUGCCCUUGAUCCUGAUCCCUUAAAUUUGCCUUCACUUGUCUUCUAUAUUCCACAACCUACCCCAUCUGAUAAUAUUCUCUAUAAAUAAACCCCAGUGUUUUAAAAAUGUACUAGAAGAGCUGCACCUAGUUUAUGCGAAAUGGAGCCCAGAGGGAGUGUCACAGUGUAUACAGGGCAGUCUCUUCCCUGCCAAUAAAAAGAUAAAGGAGUCUAAUAUAAUUUGGCAAGCAGUGGCAUCAACCAGAGAGGAGCCUUCAUGUGAAAGGAAAACUUGCCGUAGCACACAGAUGUAGAUGUGCAUACCUCUCACUCCCUCUGGAUUCCGUAUUUUCACUUUAAAAUACUCCUGUGUGUUUAAUUGUUCCCCAAAACCGUGUGCAUUGUAGCUACAGUCGCACAAUAAUCUAUUUUCUUAAGAAAGAGUACCAGCAGUCCAUGCAAUAUAUGAAACCAUUUUUAUAAAUAUGUACUUUUAAUGAAAUAUUGAACAGUUAAAUUGUUUUCUCUCUUGUUAUUUCACUUCUGUCUUCUGAGUUUUGUUUCGUAGUGGUUAUAUAUGGGUUCUGUGUGUUCACACUUAGAAUCUGGUUAAAUGCAGUUGGAUGUUUGUGAAUUCAUGUUGCUUUUCAUUGCAUUGUAAUUGCUUACAUCACUUUGUUUCCUCUUGAACAGCAAAGAUAAUUGUAAAAGAGCCAUUGAAAGUAAGGAUCGAGAAUGUGCAAAAGGGGAAUUUGAAAUCAUUUUAUGGUGUUCUCAUGAUGGUUUUUGUGUCUGAAAGGUUAAAACAGAUUUAUAGUUUAAUUAUGCAAUAGAUUUUUAUAUUUUUAGUGGUCAUUUUUCUGUUUAGUUAUCUACGUAGUAAAUGCUUAAAGUUAAUUGAUUCUUGUGAGAAGUAGUAGCUGGUCAACUUUCUGCUUUAUAAACUGUUUUAGAUCAUGCAAAGCUGAUGUAUCAUUUAUCCCAGUUUUACAAGUAUUUAUAAUGGCAUUAGAACAUGAAUGCUUAGUUUAAGUAAGACAGUAUUUGUUUUCAUCAGGCUUACAGAUAAAUGUCUGCUUUUGCUGAUUAUGACAUUGUCCUGCAAACAUUUUAUGACCUUUUAUUUUGUUUUUCAAUAGAAAAGACAUUUCUGUUUGUGUUACUGUAAUCUGUUCAUUCAUCUCUGCAGUCUCCAGUCAUCUCCUUUAUUCUCUUAACACUAAAUGUAUUGUUUAUUGCAUAAUCAGUAAAAGACAAUUGUGGACCAGAA
Myxocyprinus asiaticus (Chinese sucker) is the source of this 3903-nucleotide messenger RNA. It is a transcript of the gene hif1ab, whose product is annotated as hypoxia inducible factor 1 subunit alpha b. Gene Ontology annotation, molecular function: RNA polymerase II transcription regulatory region sequence-specific DNA binding; protein dimerization activity; DNA-binding transcription factor activity, RNA polymerase II-specific. The transcript has 15 exons. Lineage: Eukaryota; Metazoa; Chordata; Actinopteri; Cypriniformes; Catostomidae. Gene Ontology annotation, cellular component: nucleus. Bases 272 to 2611 code for a protein of 779 amino acids. Gene Ontology annotation, biological process: cellular response to hypoxia; regulation of transcription by RNA polymerase II. The record is from RefSeq and is a predicted model, not a curated record.